This is a messenger RNA of Knipowitschia caucasica, 2931 nucleotides long. Lineage: Eukaryota; Metazoa; Chordata; Actinopteri; Gobiiformes; Gobiidae. The record is from the annotation of a GenBank genome assembly.
AUGGCAGAUACUGGAAGAUUCAAAGGUGCUGUGACCAAAAACAAAGAUCCCUCUGGUCUUCUCAUCUCUGUUAUACGAACCCUGUCCAACAGUGAUGACGUUCAGGACAGAGAGACAGAGAAGGGGAGACUGGAAGAGGCCUUUGAGACGUGUGACAGAGAUCUGGAUGAACUCAUAGUACAACAUUAUGCUGAGCUCACCACUGCAAUCAGGACGUACCAGAGCAUCACAGAGCGGAUCACCAGCUCACGGAAUAAGAUCAAACAGGUCAAGGAGAACCUUUUGUCCUGUAAGAUGCUGCUUCACUGCAAAAGAGAUGAGCUGCGGAAGCUUUGGAUCGAGGGCAUCGAGCACAAGCAUGUCCUGCAGCUGCUCGAUGAGAUUGAGGCCAUCAAACAAGUGCCUCAGCGGCUGGAAGCCUAUAUGGCCAGCAAACACUACCUACAUGCCACAGAUAUGCUGGUGACUGCUGUGGAGUCCUUGGAUGGGGACUUGGUGCAGGUGGAGGGCCUCUCAGACCUGCGGCUGGAGCUCCACAGUAAAAAGCUCAACAUUCACCUUGUUCUGAUCGACGAGCUGCACAGACACCUCUACAUCAAGUCUACCAACCGCCUGGGCCACAAGAACAGGGACAAGAACGCUUCCAGACUGCCAAGUUCUCUUACUAAAGACUCGUCUCCAAUCCCAGUUCUGGAUAUGAGCAGCCUUUCCACUCCUCGCAAGCCUCUUGACACCUCACAGUUCAGCACACCUGGAUCCAGCAGUGUUCAACAAGAUGGUCGUGAGCUGCACCAAGGAGACCUACCGGAAGUCGACCCAGAGGAGAACAGUGCAGAGUUCAUGGGCAUCCUUAUCAAGGCUCUGGCAAAGCUGAAGAAAAUCCCUGAGACGAUUAAAGCCAUAAUGGAGCGACUGGAGCCAGAGCUGAAGCAGAUUGUGAAGAGGUCCACCACACAGAUCGCAGACCAUGCAUACCAGAGAGGGGAGAGCCUCGUACAGGAGAGCCAGCCCAGGCAGCUACUGGAACUGCUGGAGCUGCUGUUUGACAAGUUCAAAGCAGUGGCUCAGGCGCAUAAUGUGGUGCUGUCCCACCUCCAGCACAUCGCCAUGCAAUGUCCCAGAGGAGCUCAGGAGGAAAGCAUCAAACUGUACGAUCAGGCCGACGUCUCUGCCAAGAUACAGGCUGUUCUGCAGGUGUUGCUAAUGGAGUACCUGGAUGUGAAGAACACCCGCAGCAGCUCGGAGCCCUCAGCCCAGCUCUCCUACGCCAGCACCGGUAGUGAGUUUGCAGCAUUCUUCGCCAAGAAGAAACCACAGCGGGCCAAACAAUCACUGUUCAAGUUUGAAUCCUCUUCCCAUGCCAUCAGCAUGAGUGCCUACCUGAGAGAGCAGAGGAGAGAACUCUACAGCAAGAGCGGAGAGUUACAAGGUGGUGCUGAUGACAACUUGAUUGAGGGUGGAGAGAUGAAGUUUGUCUGCAAACCAGGGGCCAGAAACAUAACGGUGAUCUUCCAGCCUCUCCUCAGAUUUAUUCAGGAGAUCGAGAAGAACAUGGGACCAGGCCAAGCCAAGCAAUGUCAGCUCCGAGCCUUCCUCACAUACUACAUCAACGACCUCUUCCUCAACCAAGUUCGAACAGAAAUCAAUAAGGAGAUUGAGACAGUGAGUAAGACAGCAGACCCUCUGAAGUUCCUCGCCAGUGCGGACACUAUGAAGGUGUUGGGGGUCCAGAGACCAGUCCUGCAGAGCACAGUAGUGGUGGAGAAGUCAAUCCAGGAUCUCAUGAACCUCAUGCAAGAUCUGAGUGCCUACUCCAACCAGUUCCUGGAAAUGGUCUGCGACAAACUUAAAGAGUACAAGGAGAUUUGCAACACAGCCUACAGGGGGAUUGUGCAGUGUGAAGAGAAGCUUACCAUCAGUGCCUCAUGGUCUAAAGAUGAGGACAUCAGCCGCUUGCUCCAGUCGCUGCCAAACUGGGCCAACAUGGCUCAGCCGCGCCAGACCCGCCAAAAGAGGGAGGAUGAGGAGGAUUACACCCGGACUGCGUUCGCUAAAGAGUCAGAGGUCUUGACCGGUAAUCUUGGAGACAAACUGAUCCCCCAGAAUGAAAUCCUGCGAGAUGUGAGUGACAUGAAGGCUCUGGCAAACCUCCAUGAGAGCAUGGAAUGGUUUUCAGCGCGGCUCAAGGCCUUCUUUUACAGUGUACCCUACAUGUCCGGUGGACCCGCGGACAGUCAUGUGGUGGGGGAGAGCCAACGCUGCCGAGAGCAUAUCCUUCAGACUCUGACUGACUUGACCCGAGGCUUCCAGGACAUUGCUGACCGCUGCCUGUUGGCCCUGCACCUUGAAGUCCGGGUGCAUUGCUUCCAUUACCUCAUCCCACUGACCAAACAGGGGAAUUAUGCUAUCGUGGCAAAUGUGGAGAGCAUGGACUACGACCCCCUAGUGGUGAAACUCAACAAAGAUAUCUCGGCUAUCGAGGAGGCCAUGGGGGCAGCGCUGCAGCAGCACAAGUUUCAAUACAUCUUUGAAGGCCUUGGUCAUCUGAUCUCGUGUAUACUGAUCAACGGGGCGCAGUACUUCAAGCGCAUCAGCGAAUCCGGUAUUAAGAAGAUGUGCCGGAACAUCUUUGUCCUGCAGCAAAACCUCACCAACAUCACUAUGUCCCGAGAGGCGGAUCUCGACUUCGCCAGGCAGUACUACGAGAUGCUGUACAACACGGCGGACGAGCUGCUGAACCUGGUGGUGGACCAGGGCGUGCGUUACACCGAGCUGGAGUACAUCAACGCGCUGUCCCUGCUCCACCGCAGUCAGACCGGGGUGGGCGAGCUCAGCACCCAGAACACACGACUGCAACGCCUCAAAGAGAUUGUGUGCGAGCAAGCCGCCAUCAAACAGGCCACCAAAGACAAGAAGAUCACCACCGUCUGA